AAGCAGACGCUUUAUCAGAUGUUCACAGGUCAUGCCCAUGGGAUCAUCCGCUGCCACCCCAACAACUCCACAUCUCUCCCCAGCUUGGGCCUGACCUCAGCGUGCCCACUCGAAGUUGCCCUCCGACCUGAAUAGCAGCCCGGUCAGCUGUCGCCUUUAUCCUCGAUCCUUCAUCAUGUUUCAGUUGCGGUGACGCAUUUCCGUUGAUUAGCGCAGGACCCUGUUUUGUGGACACCUGCUUCCAAUCGCUCAAUGUCACCUCGCGCGCCCGAGCUCCCGCCCUAUGAGCGCCCGACCAUUGCGCGCAAUGCAUCCUCACAGUCCAAAGUCUCGGUGCCGUCCAUAUCGCAGUCCAACGAGGCAGACGAUGAGCAAAGUCUCUCUUCCGACCAGAGCCUCGACAUGGAGUCCCACGACUCGCAGCCCCACUACGAGGGCGAAGACACCCGGUUGACCAGCGACAAGGAGCUCCGCGGCUUUUAUAUGUAUGGGUGGGCUGCCGAGGUCUUUGUUGUAUGUGGUAUCGGGUCUUUUAUACCUGUAACGCUCGAGCAACUCGCGCGCGAGAAUGGCGUCCUAUUAUCCGAUCCUUCCACACCAUGCAAAGCCACGAAGCCUACCGUCCAUCCAGGCCCAUCAUUCUCCACCAACGCCAUAGAAGCUCUGUUCAAACCAAAUCCUGAAAAGGGACAAUGCGUCGUUCAUAUCCUCGGUAUCGAGAUCAACACUGCGAGCUUCGCCAUGUACACUUUCAGUAUAUCGGUCCUCAUACAGGCUCUGCUGAUCAUUAGCAUGAGCGGCGCAGCGGAUCAUGGGAGGUUCAGGAAGACCUUCCUCCUGUGGUUCGCAUUUGUUGGAAGCAUCGCGACCAUGCUUUUCCUGCCCGUGGUCCCCAAGGUGUACCUACUGGGCGCAGUACUGGCAAUCAUUUCAAACACAUGCUUUGGUGCCAGUUUCGUACUACUGAACAGCUUCCUACCGCUAAUGGUGCGCUUCCAUCCUACAGUCAAGUACGCUGACUCAAUCGCCGACGAAUCAUACGCCGACGAGGAAGACGAGGCGGAGACAGAAGAAGACGAUGAAAGAGGUGGAGAAACUCCGACGCAGGAGAACAUCAUACGAGGAGCGCAAUACGCAAACCAGCUUGGACAAAGAGAGGGCCUUCUUGACGAAGUCGCCGAUGCGACAACCGCACUUUUGCCAAGUAAUCUUUCAGCCGUCGACCUGACAAUCCCAAGGGCGAGAAGCAGGGCCGCUCCUUCAGUGGAGCUCGCACUCGCAACCAAAAUUUCAUCCUACGGUAUUGCGAUCGGUUACAUUGCUGCUUUGCUUGUGCAAACUAUCGGGAUUCUCAUCGUCAUUGCGUUCCGAUCCUCCAACUUUGGCCUCCGCCUGGUCCUCUUCGUCAUCGGCGCGUGGUGGUUUGUCUUCACACUACCGACAGCGCGCUGGCUGCGUCCCCGUCCAGGACCGCCUCUGCAUAUCGGUGCGCAAACCUCCAACUUUGGCACUGCGCUCGCGUACUUUGCAUACUCGUGGAAAUCCCUUGGUCGUACAGCGACCCACGCACGACACCUUAAGGAUGUACUACUCUUCCUUGCGGCAUGGUUCCUACUUUCGGACAGCAUUGCGACUGUAUCCGGCACAGCAGUGCUCUUCGCAAAGACAACGCUAGGCAUGUCGUACGCCAUGCUUGCCCUAAUAAACGUCAUCGCAACCGUCUUCGGCGUUCUGGGUGCCUUCCUGUGGUCACGGCUAUCUGCUUUCUUCCGCCUUUCGCCAACACAAACAAUCCUACUCUGCAUCAUGCUCUUUGAAGUGAUUCCGAUCUACGGUCUUCUAGGGUAUAUACCAGCAGUCCAACGCUUAGGAUACCUGGGGUUGCAGCAACAGUGGGAGAUGUACCCUCUAGGUGCAGUCUACGGCUUCGUCCUUGGUGGUCUCAGCAGUUAUUGCCGCGCGCUAUUCGGCGAGCUCAUCCCUCCUGGCUACGAAGCCGCUUUUUACGCUCUAUACGCUAUUACAGAUAAAGGCAGCAGUGUCUUCGGCCCCGCUAUCGUAGGCGCCAUCACCGAUGCUUAUGGCGAGAUUAGACCGGCUUUCUGGUUCCUAGCCAUCCUAGUCGGUCUCCCCUUCCCCAUCAUGACGCUCGUCAACGUAGACCGCGGCCGCACCGAAGGCGCUGCCCUCGCCAAAACCCUCGAAGCUUUGGCGCGUGCUCAGGAUCCCAGCCACAUAGACGCGGACGAUAAUUUGUCGCAGGAGAUCAGAGACGACCUCCGUAGCUCGUUUUCUUAUCAGCGCUCUUGAGUCGUCGAAUUUCCUGUACCAUGAUGUUGUUUGCGCCGCGUUGGUAGCUCUGUUGGCUCGCCAGCUGGACUGGCAGGCUAUGUUUCGUGCAGUCCAUGCAUUGGUGUCUGCACUGCAUUGUAAAGGCGCUUAUUUGCCAUUAGGAUCUAACCUCUCAUCUCUUGUUCAGUCUUGGUUCGCAUUGUUGUGGAUUUGCGCGGGUGGUGUUGGAGAGCAUGUUAGCGACGUCUUUAGCACGAUGUGAAUGGUAUAUACGCAAAUGUGACACACUUCAAUUCGUCA
Messenger RNA from Alternaria rosae, 2592 nucleotides. Its product is annotated as autophagy-related protein 22-like protein. The coding region runs from base 253 to 2310 and encodes 685 amino acids. The transcript is spliced from 3 exons. NCBI's taxonomy places the organism in Eukaryota, Fungi, Ascomycota, Dothideomycetes, Pleosporales, Pleosporaceae. Gene Ontology annotation, biological process: amino acid transmembrane export from vacuole. The record is from RefSeq and is a predicted model, not a curated record.